Molecule: messenger RNA, 1094 nt
Organism: Camellia sinensis
Lineage: Eukaryota; Viridiplantae; Streptophyta; Magnoliopsida; Ericales; Theaceae
Source: RefSeq, a predicted model, not a curated record
UGGCAGCCCUGGGCUGUAUUGCCCGAGCGGGACCAGUACGCAGGUGCUUGAGAGACCGCCCGGUUCCGGGUUCUGCUUGAGGGUCCGGUCUGCCGAGCCUGGUAUUUAGGCGAGCGCUUCCUACAACAGACCCUCGGCUUGCCUGAGCCGGUAGUCCCGAUACCACCUCUGAUGCACAUGAGAUACAUAGAAAGGUACACCCCUCAGGAGAUGAUCGAUUUCACGAUUGGAUGGGAUGCAGAUUUCUUCAGAGAUGAGGGAGACUACGCAGCCUUCAUUCAGACCUAUCUGAUGCGGCCUCUGGCCAGUACCCAGCGAGCUGAUAGAGAGAGAGCUGCAGCACCCGCGACAGGGGCGGGAGUGUCGAGGCCAACUCGGGCCCGCGACAGAGGCUUCAGAGGGGACGGAGAGCAGAGUGGCCAAAUCUGCCCACUAUGAUGACAUGUCGAGGGCAGACUGGAGAGACUUACCAAAUUCCUAUCGCUCCUCCCCCAGCUGACCACGAGUUUGUCGGCAUUCGAGGCUCGACUCCAGCUUCUAUCGAGUACACUGGACAGGCUCUGGAGCUGUCGGCUUAAGUGAUGGGGAUGCUGCAGAGGAGCAUGGACCUGCUGGGCAUUUAUGGCAUCCCGGCCUCAUUUCAGAUACCAGCCGCAACGGGUGCUCCAGCGGGACCAUCUGCACCUGCCCGAGGAGGAGAGAGAGCGGGGCGAGGGAUUUCAGUGCGCAGCCGUAGCAGGGCUGGGCGUACUCAGUCUGGGAGCAGCUCACGAAGGCCUGUCUCGGAUGAUGACGAGUCUGAUGAGGAGACAGUGAGCCCGCAGUCAGAGUCCUCUGAGGAUGGAGAUGAGACCGGCGGCAGCUCAGGUUCAGAUUCAGACGGCGUAGCUGACGGUGAUGAGCCUGGACCUUCGUCUAGGAAGAGGACGAGGAGUGACUCCCGCUCUUGAGGCGCCGGUGCCGAUUCAGAUGCUGCUCUUUUAUUCCCAUUUCUUUGUUUUUCUGUUUGCUUUAUUUUCCUUUAUACUAGGAGUUUUUGCACAUUGUACUGGGUUAGGCAGAUUUAUGUUCUUCAAAACUUUGUACUUUUGCAA